Aphidius gifuensis is the source of this 1332-nucleotide messenger RNA. Its product is annotated as UDP-glycosyltransferase UGT5-like. The transcript is spliced from 7 exons. Lineage: Eukaryota; Metazoa; Arthropoda; Insecta; Hymenoptera; Braconidae. Gene Ontology annotation, molecular function: UDP-glycosyltransferase activity. The record is from RefSeq and is a predicted model, not a curated record. The annotation marks the transcript as partial.
AUUGAAAUUGAUAAUUGUGUUGGAUAUAGAAUCCUUGGAUUAUUUCCAUUAAAUGUAAAAAGUCAUUUUAAAAUGUAUGAGAGAUUAAUGAAAGGUCUUGUUGAACGUGGUCAUCAGGUAGAUGUUAUUAGUUGUUUUCCACUUGAUACACCAAUAAAAAAUUAUACAGAUAUUGUCAUAGAUGAACUUGCUGCUGAACAUAUUGAUGAAUUUACCUAUGAUCUUCUUCCUGUAUAUAAUGGUUUAAAUCAGUUUAAAGUAAUUGCUACUAUGGUUGGAAACGACGUUUGUGAUGGUAUUGUAAAAAAUUCUAAAGUUCAAGAUAUCAUUAAUAAUCCACCGAAGAAUCCACCGUAUGAUUUAAUCAUCAUGGAAUUAGUUGCUGGUAAUUGUUUCAUGGCACUUGGACAUAAAUUAAAUAUACCAGUUAUUGCAGUAAGCUCGUCAUUUUGGCCAUGGACUUCAGCCAUAACACCACAAGAUGAAAUUAUUAAAAAAACAUUUGGUCCAAGUACACCUGGUCUGAUGGAAUUGGAAAAGCAAUUUGAUUUAUUUCUCCUUAACACACAUCCAUCAUUGGACGAUCCAAUACCAAGAGUACCAGGAUUGAUUGAAGUUGGUGGUCUGCAUGCUCUGAAUGAUGAUGGUCCUGAAUUAUCAGUGGCUGAUAAAAAAUGGCUAGAUGAGAGCACUGAUGGAUUUAUUUAUUUUACAUUUGGAUCAUUUGCCGUAACUGAAUCAUUUCCUUUGUCAACAAUUCAGGCAUUUUACAAAUCAUUUGCAAAACUUGCUCCAAUAAGAAUACUCAUGAAAGUUAAACAACCUGAAAGACUUCCACCAGGACUUCCAGACAAUGUUAAAAUUUUUACUUGGAUAUCACAACCUAAAGUACUAAAGCAUAAAAAUAUUCGUGCAUUUAUAACACAUGGUGGAUUAAUGGGAACUCAAGAAGCUGUUCUUUAUGGAGUACCAAUGAUUGGCGUACCACUUUUCUGUGAUCAAUUUACCAAUGUUGAUCUGUAUGUAAGGAAAAAUAUUGCGAUUCGGCUAGAACACAAAGAAAUAACUGAACAAAAAUUAGAUUUUGCCUUGAAAGAAAUUCUUAAAAAUCCCAUGUACAGAAACAAUGCAAAAAAAUUGGCUAUCAAAUUUAGAGAUCGUCCAUCAAGUCCACUUGAUACAGCAUGCUACUGGAUUGAAUAUAUUGGUAGACAUGGAAAAAAUGCACUGAGAUCACCAACUUUGGAUUUGGCUUGGUGGCAAGUUCAACUACUCGAUGUCUAUGCUGCAGUUUUAUUUGCCAUCACAAUUAUUUUAAUAAUCUCAACAUAA